This is a messenger RNA of Tetrahymena thermophila SB210, 1278 nucleotides long. Its product is annotated as protein phosphatase PP2A regulatory subunit B. The record is from RefSeq and is a predicted model, not a curated record. The transcript has 2 exons. Gene Ontology annotation, cellular component: protein phosphatase type 2A complex; cytosol. NCBI's taxonomy places the organism in Eukaryota, Ciliophora, Oligohymenophorea, Hymenostomatida, Tetrahymenidae. Gene Ontology annotation, molecular function: protein phosphatase regulator activity; protein binding. Gene Ontology annotation, biological process: peptidyl-serine dephosphorylation.
AUGAAAGGUAGUGCUCCUAAAUUAGAUUGGAAAUUUUUGUAAGUAUUUGGUGAUAAGGCUUCUGUUGAGAAGGUGUCAGAAGAAGAUAUCAUUUCAGCUAUUUCAUUCGAUAAAACUGGACGCUUUUUAUCAUUGGGUGAUAGAGCUGGUAGAUUAAUUAUUUUUGAAUAAUGCGCUACCUCCAAAUCUAAGAGGGUUGAGUUCCAGUAUCUUACUGAAUUAUAGAGCCAUACUAGAGAAUUCGAUUACUUAAAGUCAACUGAUAUCGAAGAGAAGAUUAAUUAGAUCGUAUGGAUGAGAAAUUCAGGUAAGAAUAUGUAUGUUUUGACUACAAAUGACAAAACUGUCAAACUUUGGAAGAUUUCUGAAAAGAAUAUCAAAAAAGUUAUGAAGGGAGCAGGAAAAGAUUUAAAUAUGCCAAAAUUGCAAACUCUAGAAAGUGGCUUAAUGCCAACAAUUCGUAAGGUCUACCCCAACCUUCAUACUUAUCACAUUAAUGCCAUUUCUGCUUCUUAAAAUGAAGAAUUUUUGCUCUCAUCUGAUGAUUUAAGAGUUAAUCUAUGGAGUAUUGAAAAUCCAAAUAAGGCAUUUGUUGCUGUUGAUCUUAAACCAGAUAAUCUCGAAGAACUUUCUGAAGUUAUUACAUCAUCAUAGUUCCAUCCUCAACAUGACAAUAUGUUCUUGUACACUACUUCUAAGGGUGUAACUAAAGUAGGUGAUAUGAGAAAGAGUGGUAUAUGUGAUAACACUGCUAUGACAUUCUCUGAAAAGGAAGAUCCUUCAAAAAAGAACUUCUUCACUGAAAUUGUAGCCUCUAUUUCUGAUGCUACAUUUGCUCGUAACGGAAAAUAUAUUUUUGCAAGAGAUUUCUUGAGCGUAAAAGUUUGGGAUGUUGCUAUGCAAAAUAAGCCCGUUGUAACAAUUCCUAUUUUUGAACCUCUUAAGAGUAAGCUUUGUGAGUUAUAUGAAAAUGAAUGUAUAUUUGAUAAAUUCUCAAUCUCAAGCAGUCCAGACAGCAACUUCUUUGUCACUGGUAAUUUCAACAGCACUUUCCACGUGAUUGAUAGAAAUGGCGACUUAAAUAACUAAUUCGAACUUAACUUUAAUAAAAAGACUCUUAUUAAACCUAUUCCUCCUAAAUAUUUUGAAAACUUAGGCUCUAAUUAUGAUUUUUCAAGAAAAGUUUUAAAAACUGCUUACAGCCCUGUUAAUCAUACUCUAGCUAUUUCUUGUCUUAACUGUUUGUAUUUUUACAAUGCAACUGCUCCCUCUGCUUGA